Messenger RNA from Penicillium cinerascens, 1044 nucleotides. RefSeq names its product bifunctional (2E,6E)-farnesyl diphosphate synthase/dimethylallyltranstransferase (gene erg20). The record is from RefSeq and is a predicted model, not a curated record. Gene Ontology annotation, cellular component: cytoplasm. NCBI's taxonomy places the organism in Eukaryota, Fungi, Ascomycota, Eurotiomycetes, Eurotiales, Aspergillaceae. Gene Ontology annotation, molecular function: (2E,6E)-farnesyl diphosphate synthase activity; dimethylallyltranstransferase activity. The transcript is spliced from 2 exons. Gene Ontology annotation, biological process: trans, trans-farnesyl diphosphate biosynthetic process. The coding region runs from base 1 to 1044 and encodes 347 amino acids.
AUGGCUUCCACUACCAAGCGUGCCGACUUUGAGGCCAUCUUCCCCUCGCUGGCCCAGGAUAUCCUGGCCCACGCGAAGAAGUACAACCUCCCCGCCAAUGCCCUCGAGUGGUUCGAAAAGUCUCUGAACACCAAUGUCCCCGGUGGAAAGCUCAACCGUGGCCUCUCCGUCCCCGACACCGCUCUCGCCCUCCUGAAGAAGCCCCUGACCGACGAGCAAUUCGAGCACUUGAGCAUCCUGGGCUGGCUCACCGAGCUGCUCCAGGCCUUCUUCCUGGUCAGCGAUGAUCUUAUGGACAGUUCCAUUACCCGUCGUGGCCUGCCCUGCUGGUACCGUAACGAGGGUGUUGGUCUGAUCGCCAUCAACGACGCCUUCAUGCUGGAGGGGGCCAUCUACCUCAUCCUGAAGCAGCGCUUCCGCUCGCAUCCCGCUUACAUCGACAUCGUUGAGCUCUUCCACGAGGUCACCUGGCAAACCGAGCUGGGUCAGCUCUGCGAUCUGAUCACCGCCCCCGAGGACAAUGUCAACCUGGACAACUUCUCCAUGGAGAAGUACAUGUUCAUCGUCACCUACAAGACAGCGUACUACAGCUUCUACCUUCCUGUGGCUUUGGCCAUGCACUACCUGCAGGUGGCCACCGAGGAGAACCUCAAGCAGGCCCACGACAUCCUGAUCCCUCUGGGCCAGUACUUCCAGAUCCAGGAUGACUACCUGGACAACUUCGGUGACCCUUCGGUCAUCGGCAAGAUCGGCACCGAUAUCCAGGACAACAAGUGCUCGUGGUUGGUCAACCAAGCCAUUCAGCGCUGCACUCCCGAGCAGCGCCAGGUGCUGGACGCUGCCUACGGCCGCAAGGACAAGGAGCAGGAGGCCAAGGUGAAGAAGAUCUUCCAUGAGCUGGAGCUGGAGAAGCUGUACAAGGAGUACGAGGAGAAGGUUGUGGGCGAGCUGCGGUCCAAGAUUGCGGCCGUGGACGAGUCCAAGGGUCUCAAGAAGGAGGUCUUCGAGGCCUUCCUCGGCAAGAUCUACAAGCGGACCAAAUAG